Molecule: messenger RNA, 3633 nt
Organism: Orcinus orca (killer whale)
Lineage: Eukaryota; Metazoa; Chordata; Mammalia; Artiodactyla; Delphinidae
Gene: RETSAT
Product: retinol saturase
Exons: 11
Coding region: 95-1927 (610 amino acids)
Source: RefSeq, a predicted model, not a curated record
AGUGCCUUCCGGGUGCGAGGAUAAGCUAACUGGGCGGAGCCGCGGCCGCAGAGCCCGGGCGCAGUCGGAGCGGACAGGUUCCGACGCCGGCGCGAUGUGGCUGUUGCUGCUGCCGCUGGCUGCGCUGCUGCUGCUGGCCGUCCUCGGCAAAGUUUGCAAGGGGUUGUUCUCCAGCAGCUCCCCGAACCCCUUCUCCGAGGAUGUCAAGCGGCCACCCGCGCCCCUGGUGACCGACAACGAGGCCAGGAAGAAGGUUCUCAAGCAAGCUUUCUCAGCCAGCCGAGUGCCAGAGAAGCUGGAUGUGGUGGUCAUAGGCAGUGGCUUUGGGGGCCUGGCGGCAGCGGCGAUCCUAACCAAAGCUGGCAAGCGAGUUCUGGUGCUGGAACAACAUACCAAGGCGGGAGGCUGUUGUCAUACGUUCGGACAGAAUGGCCUUGAAUUUGACACGGGAAUCCAUUAUAUCGGGCGCAUGCAGGAGGGCAGCUUUGGCCGUUUUAUCUUGGACCAGAUCACUGAGGGGCAGUUGGACUGGGCUCCCACGGCCUCUCCCUUUGACAUCAUGGUACUAGAAGGGCCCAAUGGCCAAAAGGAGUUUCCCAUGUACAGUGGGGAGAAAGCCUACGUACAGGGCCUCAAGGAGAAGUUUCCCCAGGAGGAAGCUGCCAUCGACAAGUAUAUAAGGCUGGUUAAGGUGGUAUCCAGAGGAGUCAGUCAUGCCAUCUUGUUGAAGAUCCUCCCGCUGCUCAUGGUUCAGGUCCUCAACAAGUAUGGGCUGCUCACCCAUUUCUCUUCGUUCCUCCAUGCAUCCACCCAGAGCCUGGCCGAGGUCCUGCGGGAGCUGCCAGCCUCCCCGGAGCUCCAGGCCGUGCUCAGCUACAUCUUUCCCACUUAUGGCGUGACCGCCAGCCUCACCACCUUUGCCAUGCAUGCUCUGCUGGUUGACCACUACAUAAAAGGGGCCUUUUAUCCCCGAGGGGGUUCCAGUGAAAUCGCUUUCCACACCAUCCCUGUGAUUCAGCGGGCCGGGGGUGCUGUCUUGACGAGGGCCCCUGUGCAGAGCAUCUUGCUGGACUCAGCUGGGAAAGCCUGCGGUGUCACUGUGAAGAAGGGUCAGGAGCUGGUGAGCAUCUAUUGCCCCGUCGUGAUCUCCAACGCAGGAGUAUUCAACACCUAUGAGUACCUGUUGCCAGAGAAGGCCCGCUGUCUGCCAGGUGUGAAGCGGCAGCUGGGGAUGGUGCGGCCCGGCUUGAGCAUGUUCUCUGUCUUCAUCUGCCUCCGAGGCACCAAGAAGGACCUGGGGCUGCCGUCUACCAACUACUACGUUUAUUUUGAUACAGACAUGGACAUGGCGAUGGAGCACUACCUCUCUCUGCCUGCGGACAAGGCUGUAGAGCACAUGCCCGUUCUCUUCAUUACUUUCCCGUCAGCCAAGGACCCGUCGUGGGAGGACCGGUUUUCAGGCCGCUCCACAGGGGUCGUGCUGGUGCCCACCUCCUAUGAGUGGUUCGAGGAGUGGCGGGACGAGCCCCAGGGAAAGCGGAGCAGCGGCUACGAGACCCUCAAGAGCUCCUUUGUUGAAGCCGCUCUGUCGGUCGUCCUGAAGCUCUUCCCACAGCUGGAGGGGAAGGUGGACAGUGUGACUGGAGGGUCCCCGUUGACAAAUCAGUUCUACCUGGCAGCUCCCCGGGGGGCCUGCUACGGGGCUGACCACGACCUGGGCCGCCUGCAUCCUGGUGCGAUGGCCUCCAUGAGGGCCCAGAGCCCCAUCCCCAACCUCUACCUGACAGGCCAGGAUGUCUUCACCUGUGGGUUGAUGGGAGCCCUGCAAGGGGCCCUGCUGUGCAGCAGUGCCAUCCUGAAGCGGAACCUGUACUCAGAUCUUCAGAAGCUUGGCUCAAGGGUCCAGGCACAGAAGAAGAAGAACUAGUUUGGUCAGGGAUGAGUCAGAGGAAAUUUGGCCAGUGCUCCGGCACAGCCCCUGACUUAACCCAUGUCUUUCUGAUCACGUAAAGUACUCGUUUUUAAUUUCUGAAUAAGAGUCCGACGCAGAAGUGUAGCAUAGAUGGCGCUUUUUUUUUUUUUUCGGUUGUGCUGCACGGCAUGUGGGAUCUUACCCCGACCAGGGAUUGAAGUCCGUGCCCUCUGCAGUGGGAGUGCAGACUCUUAACCACUGGACUGUCAGGCAAGUCCCUAGAUGGUGGUUCUUAAACUGAAGCUCUUCCAGCCAGGCAGGUGGUGAUCCUUCAUACCUUUUUUUUUUUUUUUUUGCGGUACGCGGGCCUCUCACUGUUGUGGCCUCUCCCAUUGCGGAGCACAGGCUCGGGACGCGCAGGCUCAGCGGCCAUGGCUCACGGGCCCAGCCGUUCCGCGGCAUGUGGGAUCUUCCCGGACCGGGGCACGAACCCGUGUCCCCUGCAUCGGCAGGCGGACUCUCAACCACUGCGCCACCAGGGAAGCCCCUUUCAUACCUUUUAUAACAUGCUGUCUCUACGAAAGGCCCAGCGUGGGUUACUGACUUGGGUGACUUUAAUGGUUCAUCAGGCAGCGCUCUGCAUCCCGCACCCACACCUCCUAACUCAGAGCCAUCAAACCAAAUAUUCUUUUGUCAGGUGGCCAGAACCCUUGAGUGUGGGUCGGCUGAAGCAGGGUGGUCCCACUGGCCCGAGGCUUCUCUUCCCACUCCCCCUUAGUGCCUCUCCGCGGGAGUUCUACACAGCGGAGAGAGGGUGCCUGAUGAGCACGGUUUGGGUUGUAGUUCCAUAGGUUGAGGCUCCAGAGCCCAUUUUUCUGGUUCCACUGGCUUUCAGCGGGUGGGGAAACGCCUGUGAUAGGGUCCAUGUGGACGUGGGGGCAGGGGGCUGACAGGACGCAUCAGUUAGCGAGGUGUAUGUUACAGAAGGACAUCCAAUGCGCAUGCAGCCAGGGCCUAGGCUCGUCUUCCUUAUGAUGGGGGUUAAAUUGGGUUCUCACCAUGCCAGCAUCAAGAUACCCUCCCAGACCUCAGGGCCUGAGCCUCGAGACUUAGCUUCCUAAAAUACACAGCGAGACGGGGGCGUUCGCCGUCAGGGCAGAGGCCUGGAAAGACAACUUCCCUGGGGUUGAUGCAGGUGGAGAGAGCUUUCAAGCCAAGGGUACAGCAAAGGACGAGCCCUAAGAGGUAACGAGUGUAUUAUGACAAGAAGCCCAGCUACUCCCAACCUAGGACAAGGGCUGCCUGGUGAGGAGGAGGAGGUUGGCAGGCAGUCAAUCAGAACAUGGAAAAUUACAGACCACGUGCAAAGCUUGGGAAUGCGUUUCCGGUGUAUUGGUUCUUACGUGGGGAUUGGGUGGGAAGGUGAGUGAAGGCUAAAGGUUUAAAAAAAAAAUGACCUUCCACUUACGUUAGGCCUUAUUUUAAUCAAUUUCAAUACAGUACUAAUAAAUUUAUUAAGGGGGAUUAAGAGGUACAAUAUAAUCGAUACUGAAAUAACUUUGUAUGGUGACAGAUGGUUACUAGACUUACUGUGUUCAAUUUGCAAUGUAUACAGAUAUCGAAUCACUAUGUUGUACACCUGAAACUAAUAUAAUGUCGUAUAUCGACUGCUUUUUAAAAAAUAAGGAGAAAAAUUAAAUUUAAUGAUUUUAGAGCUUUAA